Penicillium olsonii is the source of this 1431-nucleotide messenger RNA. NCBI's taxonomy places the organism in Eukaryota, Fungi, Ascomycota, Eurotiomycetes, Eurotiales, Aspergillaceae. The record is from the annotation of a GenBank genome assembly.
AUGGCCGCACAAUUGGACUUCACCACAUUCCACAAUGUGAUCAACAAUGAAUUGACGCAGACCUCCCAAACCCGACAGGGAGUCAACCCGGCCAACAGCCAACCAAACCCCCCGGUGCCCGUUUCAACCCAGGAGGAUCUUGACACGGCUGUCAAGGCAGCCCGUGCGGCCUUCAAGACAUGGUCCAAGACUUCCUUUGAGGAACGCAGAAAGGCAUUGGCUGCGUGGGCAGACGCCAUUGAUGCCAAUGCGGAGGGGUUCACCAAGACUCUCACCAUGGAGCAGGGAAAGCCAUUGACCCAAUCCUCCGUGGAGGUGGGCAUGGCGGGAGUGUGGAUCCGUGGUCUGAGCUCCAUUGAGAUCCCCGAGAAUGUCAUCGAGGAGACCGAGGAUAGAACGAUCGUUCAACGCCAUGUCCCUCUCGGCGUGGUGAGCGGAAUUGUGCCCUGGAAUUUCCCCGUGCUGCUGGCCGUUGGCAAGAUCGCCGCUGCGUUGUAUACUGGAAACACGAUCAUCGUGAAGCCAUCUCCAUUCACCCCAUACUGCGGCUUGAAGUUGGCCGAGCUCGGCAUGCAGUUCUUCCCCCCUGGCGUGUUCCAGUGUCUGAGUGGUGACGAUAGUCUGGGCCCCAUGAUCACCGAGCACUCGGACAUUGACAAAAUCAGCUUCACUGGCUCGAUCCUCACCGGUAAACGGGUGAUGGCUUCUUGUGCCAAGACACUCAAGCGUGUGACCCUGGAGUUGGGCGGAAAUGAUCCCGCCAUCGUCUGCGAGGACGUUGAUAUUGACGCCAUCAUCCCCAAGAUUGGUAUUCUGUCAUACCUGUGUAGCUCACAGAUUUGCAUGAUGAUCAAGCGUCUUUAUGUGCACGAGAAGAUUUACGAUGAGUUCUUGGAAAAGCUCGUCACCUUCGUCAAGACUCUGAAGGUCGGCGACGGCACAGAGGCGGAUACAUUCUUCGGACCCGUUCAGAACGAGAUGCAGUUCGAAAAGGCCAAGGAACUGUUCAGCAGUCUUUCCACCGAGAGCCUCAAGACCGCACUGGGAGGCUCGAUCGAGAACUCCUCCGGCUAUUACAUUCACCCGACCAUUGUCGACAACCCUCCAGAGUCCUCGCGCGUGGUGCAGGAGGAGGCAUUUGCCCCCAUUCUGCCAGUCCUCAAGUGGUCCGAUGAAGAGGAUGUGAUUGACCGUGCGAACGCCCUGAAGACUGGACUUGGCUCUUCGGUCUGGAGCAAGGACUUCGACCGUGCGACCCGUAUUGCAGACCAACUCCAGUCCGGUAGCGUGUGGGUGAACAGCCACUUCGAUGUGUCCCCCACUGCGCCCAUGGGUGGCCACAAGGAAAGUGGCAUGGGAAUGGAAUGGGGAUUGACUGGUCUGCUCACUUACUGCAACUCCCAGACCCGGUGGUUGAAGAAGAGCUUCUAG